Branchiostoma belcheri (Belcher's lancelet) is the source of this 2286-nucleotide messenger RNA. Its product is annotated as arachidonate 8S-lipoxygenase-like. The coding region runs from base 16 to 2070 and encodes 684 amino acids. Gene Ontology annotation, biological process: lipoxygenase pathway; lipid oxidation; hepoxilin biosynthetic process. The transcript has 18 exons. Lineage: Eukaryota; Metazoa; Chordata; Leptocardii; Amphioxiformes; Branchiostomatidae. The record is from RefSeq and is a predicted model, not a curated record. Gene Ontology annotation, molecular function: oxidoreductase activity, acting on single donors with incorporation of molecular oxygen, incorporation of two atoms of oxygen; protein binding; metal ion binding.
ACAACACAACACAACAUGCAACAGCAAAGACAGGCAAUGGCUGGACAGCUACAAGGGCCCAUGGAUGUUCUCAUCAGGUUGAAGACGGGAAACUACCAAAAAGCUGGCACUACCGAGAAGGUGUCUAUCAAACUUGUUGGCUCCAACGGUGGGGAAUCUGACGACCUAAACAUACCGGGGAAACAUCACCGAAGAGGGAAAGAGGAAAAGCAUAAGCUUAGAAGUGUUCUAGUGCCCCAAGAAGUUGAAGAGAUGAAGUUAUCGCUAAGUGACAGCAGCGACCCCGAAGAAAGUUGGUUCUGCAGUUCCCUCUCGGUCCAGUUUGAACCAAAGAACAACGGGCCGACGUACUACUUCCCCGUGAAUCGCUGGAUCAAACCAGGUACCUCUGUGUGGCUGGUUCCCGGAGGUUGUGUCCUCCCUCAGGAUGACAAGCAUCCGGACCAGAGGGAGCGUGAGCUCAAUGUGAUGCGGGAGCGCUACGCCUCCGAACCCCCCGUGCCAGGCCUUCUGCCAAUGGUGAAGGACCUACCCGCAGAGGCGAAGUUUACAAUAAAGGAACUGCACGACAUGUUAAAGUCGGCGAUGGCACUUGGAUUGCCGGGGUUCAUCAAACAGAUGAUAGCCGGUGAGGAGGACGGCCCAUGGGAAUCCUUCGACAGCAUAAGCCAAAUCUUUCCAGCGGACAAAGUGCCGAAGGGGCUGACUGAUUGGGAUGAGGACAAAUAUCUUACGGACGAGACCUUCGGCCGACAGCGCCUAGUAGGCACCAACCCUACAUCCAUCCGUCGUCUGUGCACGGAGAUUCCAACGGGGUUUGGAGUGACGGCUGAAAUGGUUGAGCCUUUCCUGGAAGACCUGAGGCUGGAAGAUGCCAUCCAGGGUAAGCGGCUGUACUACGUGGAUCACACCAUCAUGGCGAUCACCAACAUGGCCAACACCACGAAGCCCGGGCCGAUGUGCGCUCCAUUCGGACUGUUCUUCGUCAAUGACAAUGAGGACCUCGUACCGGUGGCCAUCCAACUGUACCCUAAUGAAGAGGGAGAACAACACCCAGUGUUCCUGCCGAGUGACCCAACCUACACGUGGCUCCUGGCCAAGAUGUGGUUCAACUGCGCAGAUGCGAACUAUCAUGAGGCCGUGGCUCACCUUGGUUUCACGCAUCUUUUUGUGGAGGCCUGCAACCUGGCAGCCAAGCAGAACCUGUCCAUCUCCCACCCGAUGCACCGUCUCCUACUGCCGCACUUUAUCUUCCUGUUCGCCAUCAACCAUCUGGGCCUGAAUUAUUUGGUCAACGAAGGCGGCGCUUUUGAUACAGUUACACAAAUUGGAGCCAAUGGAACCUUUAAGCUUAUAGGGGAAAGGGUGAAAACUUGGCGUCUCGAUACAGAUGGCACUCUGCCUAAAGACCUGGAAAGCCGUGGCGUUGACAACGCAGACGAUCUGCCCAAGUACUACUAUCGUGACGAUGCCUUGCCCAUCUAUGAGGUUAUCAAGAAACAUGUCACCAAAGUUGUGGAAUACUUCUAUACUCCUGAUGGAAACCCAACCAAACUGACGAAGGAUAAUGAGAUUCAGAAUUUUGCGAGGGCUCUCGUUGACUGUGGAAUCAAGGGGGUUCCUGGAAACGGAAGUUUGUCCAACGUGAAUCAGCUGAUCCAGAUCCUGACCUCCAUCAUCUUCACCGCCAGUGUGCAGCACGCAGCCGUCAACUUCAUGCAGUGGGACCAGUACGCCUUCGUACCCAACAUGCCGCUCGCGCUGGAGGGAGAUCCUCCGAAAAACAAGGACCCUCUGACAGAACAAGACGUCCUAGACCAACUGCCUGGGAAGUACCAAACUGUGCACGCCGAACUGCUGACAGGAGUCCUGAGUGAGCGCUCCACACAGCCUCUUGGGGACUUUGAGGUCGAGUACCUCCAAGGGCCAAAGGCUGAAGGAGUCUUUGAGACAUUCAACGAUGAAUUGGACAAAAUCGCAGACGACAUCGAUCGCAAGAACUCUACUGAGCGUGCCCAUCCGUACGACUACCUGAACCCUCGUGAGAUUCCCAACGCCAUCAGCAUCUAACUGCUCAGUUCACAUCAGCAGGUUUCUGCAAGAUGCAAAUAUUCCUUUUCUGCAAUUGGAAACUGAGAACGUUCAUUUAUACAGUAAAUUCUGCAGUUCUGUAAUGCAUAAGCUACAUAACAAUGUUUUAAAAGCUUAAUAUGCUCUUUGAAGAAGCUGUAGAGCUUAGUCAGGGUGAAAGUUUGUAACCUAACGUUUGGAAUGUUUACAACAAUA